Molecule: messenger RNA, 7549 nt
Organism: Amoebophrya sp. A25
Lineage: Eukaryota; Dinophyceae; Syndiniales; Amoebophryaceae
Source: the annotation of a GenBank genome assembly
AGAAAUUCGACCGCGGAGAAGCACCGCCAGACACCUUGGCGGAGUUGAAGGUGGAAGUUGUGUCGUAGCUGGUUUUUCUAUAAGGUGGGAUCAGCCUUUCUCUAUAAGGUGGAUGGACAAGCCGUUUUCCUUCAAAUCUGAAGAUGAAGAUUAUUUUGGGAAAAAGUUGGAGUUCUGAGAAAAAGUUGGAGUUUUGACGAGAAACAACUUCAUGAUCAUAGUAAGUCAACAUUCAAUAAUAGUAUUCACGAUUGGUCAUGGUCUAAGGAAAUCUUGUGAGUUACUUCCUCUUCCUGUACGACAAUUGGUGACCAAUUAGUGACACGCUGGAAGUCAUCAUGCUUCUGGAAAAAUCAAACACCCUCACGCAUUUUACCCAACAGAAGUUUCACACAAUGUAUAAGUCAACUUAAUGCGCCCAUACAUUUUGCGAACGAAUGCCAAUGGAUCGCUUCAAGCGUGUCUUUGGUUUUGCGCGGGACUUUUCAUAGAUCCUACUCGCAUCCCCGAGACAAGUAAAACGGCCUUCGUGUUCCCGUGAAAAUGCUGUAGAAAAAAACUCGGUUAAGCAUCGCUGACAGAAAAUGAAAAAUGAACUGCUACAACGAAGCAUGUGAUACUGAAAAGACAGACACCAGCAAAGUUGACGAGGAAUAGGUUUUUAAGAUCGAUUUAUGCUUACUGGAAUCACCUCUCAUUCUUGUGAUGAAAGUUUGUAGAUGUAUGUCCAAUGAUGUAGAUGAUUUUCAAGUGAAAUAGUGUCUUCGAAAAAUAUAUAGAAUAGAAGAAAGAGACCAAGAAAGUAGUCGUAGCCACUUCUUCUAGCGCCUACAACUUAAUGUUUUAGAACCACUCAAUCAAGAAAAAUGACCGGUCCCAAGAAGCCUGUCAACUGCAUCGUUGCUCAAUGCCCUAAUCGUGGCAUCGGGUUCGAAGGAAAGCUACCAUGGAAAAAGCUACCAGAGGAUAUGGCCAGGUUCAAGGCCGUGACCCUGAAAACGAACACACCGGACAAAAGGAAUGCUGUAGUGAUGGGUCGAAAAACAUGGGAGAGCAUACCGAAACAGUAAGAGGAAGACUAGUAGAGCUGUAUGUCUUUCUAUCGUAUGGAAACAUGUCCAGCAGGUUCCACUUAUUGAUCAUGGUUUCUACCAAUCAAUCUAUCAGGCAUGAGAUCUUGAUCUUAUAGGAUAAGGUUCUUAAGAAAUGAACCCUAAACCCUAAGGUAAUAAGCCAAGGAUGUCUUCUUUCCCUGUUCAGGUUCCGUCCCCUUCCCGGUCGCCUGAAUGUUGUCUUGACGAGCAACACUAGUUCUGUCGAAGGGAGCGAUGAUGUGGUCGUUCGAGGUAGCCUUGACGAAGCAUUAGUGCACUGUGAGGGAGAAGAUGGCGUGGAACAGGUACUUAUGCUAAUUUGCUAAUUCUGGACGCAGGUUUCGUCUUCAUGUAACCGGGAUUCACGUUUUUAUUUGCUGAGAUGAGUUAUAGACGAAUGCUUGUACUAGGGGUUCCUGUCAGUGCCUUUUUUUGAGAUUGACAGACUUAAUCAAAAUGUUCGUCCCGUCCUUAUAUCAAUCUUGAUUAUAUUAAGAGUCACUCAACUUCUACCAUGUACCUCUCUCUGUAGGUUUUCGUGAUUGGCGGCGAACGCGUUUUCACCGAGGGUAUGGAGGUAUACAGCAGCAUCUAUCUCACGCGUGUUGGCAAGCAGUUUGAGUGCGAUGUGUUUUUUCCUGCAGUCGAUUUGAACAAAUUUUCACCGGUCGAAGUGAGCAAAACUAAAGCGUUUGAGGAUAUACCGUACUUCAACUUGAAGUUUCUACUUUCGAUCCUGCUUUUCUUUAGUUUUACCAAGUUUAGUUUUUUUACCAAAACGUCGGGGGCCGCUGCAAUCGCUUUCGCCGCCGCUCGGUUGCGCAGAGGCGUGGGACGCUCCUGCCAGUGAUAACGUGGCCGCGGAACCACAUGCAGAGCGACGGAUAGAGGGUCCCCGCAGCUCUUCGGGCCGCAUUUUUUGAAGGAGGCGCCUGACGGGCGGCCCCGAUGAAGGUUCCGGGGUGCGUCGUCAGCCCUGAUCCUUUCGAAGUGCUCCAGAACCGGCUGGGCCCUGGGCGGCGCUCGGGGCGGCGGGUCUUUGAAUUUGCGCGCACAUUGUGAAGGCUGGCCGGCCGACGCCCUUCAUUGAUAAAGCAGGGCAGCAGCCAGCGCAACUGGCGCACGCGCCUGCCUGUCUGCGUGGGUGUUGAAGGAGGGGCAGACGCUGCCAGGAGUGAAGAAACCACCGAAGGACUACGGGGAGACUCGCCUGGUCGAGGGACCGCUCAAGGCACCACGUUGCGCCCGCUGGGCACGGCCUGGAACGUCGGACCAAAGCCGCGGCGCUACAACCUGAGCGAAGUCGCUGGUCGCUAACCGUGAUAGGAACAACAGCCGCCGCGCGCUGACCGGUCUGCCUUUGUGCUGCUGGUUUCAUUGCGCUUUGGGUGGGUGCCCACCGGGCACGUUGCUGGGUGAAAUGUCGGCGGCUGCGCUUUCCUCCGUGGCGGUCUUGUCAGAUCUCAACGGGGCAAAAACCGGGGCCACCCGCUGAGCAACGACAUCGGGCACGGUGUUCCAGAGCCUGGGCGGUGUUCUAAAUGCUGUGGCACUGCAUGCUGGCGCUGUAUCAGAUGAGCGGGCGCCGCUGUCUAUGGUUGGGGAAAAAUGCGCGGCGGUUCUGUGGAUAGGGGUCAGCCGUUCGCGUUGGACAGAUGGCUGACGGUUCUGGGAGUGGUCGCUGGCUUCCGCGAAUAGGGGCCGCGAUGAGUCUGAGACCGGCUGGGGGCCUUAACUUGUGCAGACGCGCCCCGGCUGGAGCUGCAGACGGCUGCCCGGCGGGCUUGUAUGUUUUGGACAGGCCAGCAAAAGGGUGAGACACCUGGGCGAGGCUCGCCAGUCCAUUACACAUAGCGGGGGCGCGUCUGACAUAUCUCACACCUGAGCGACGAAGUGAGGCCGCUUGUCUUGGUCUGAUCUUGGUGCAUGUUGAAGGGGUACACGCUGCCACUUCGGCGCACGCGCGUCGAGGCGGUUUGCGAUCACAGAAGGCGUGUGGUUAUCUGGGGACUUGUGCAAAGGGCCCACAGUGUGCCCUACUCAGAACUAAGCACUGCCCCCGCAUGGAAUGCUGGCACAGCACUCCAGGAAUGUUACUCGCCAACUGCUGGCCUUGGAUAUUGGCCAGGGCUGUUCCCGUUCAAAGCCGUGCCGUUGGACCUGGGCUGACGGGCUGAGCAUGUGAGUCGACAACUUGCGGCACGGAGGGCGCCUAAGUGAUGCGUGGCGCAAUGAAGUUCGCAGCGGCAGGCGACUGCACUCCAGAAGGCACGGCGGAGGGAGGUGAGGAGAUCGAGGGACCUCGAGGGGCGUACAGUCCAGACACGCGGGCCAAUGUGGAGAGGGUCUGGGCUUUUGGUUUCCCUGAGUCGUACAGCUUUGGCACUGCUCCGGAGGGCAGUCCCUCUGGUACUGCUCCGCCUGACGGUUCUGCUUCUAGAGCUGCGCAAAGCCAUGCGCUUCCUGGACCUCAGAGCAGCGCAGCCUCUUCAGGUCGGGCGCACUGGACUUUUCGAGCGCAGUGGGGGGGGGGCUGGGUGCUUAAUGUCUGUGAUGAAAGGGCGGGCCUCUUCUGUCACGCAGCGCGCCGGGGCCUGGCCGCAAACGAUUGCGCGCUUUCGGGUCGCGUAGGGUUUGCUUUUUUGCUGCAUUGCCAAGUCUGGCCAGUCACUCAGGCCAGCCCUUUUCUCUCGUGUUGUGUAGACGACACGCAGCUGAGCGGCAAGCCCUCUAAUGGCGGCAAUAUCCUCCGCGUGACUCUUCUCGCGGGCGCUCGCCUUUAGACUAGCGGCAAGAAACACCGCACGCCCGACGAGCGGCCCCGCCUGUGGAGCGGCCCGCCAGUUAGUAGGCACCGCCUGGGGUCGCGGUUUGUAUUUGUUUCUUUAAGCCUUUCACCACAAGCGACGGCAAGCGGGUCAGUCAGUCAGUUCAGGGGUCAACUCUCCCCGAUUUUCUGGCGCUUCAUUCUGUGCCCGGUGUGUUGCUCGUAGCACCUCCCCCCGCGCUAAUUUUGUCGCGCGAACGAUGCCAGAAGCGUGUGAGCAAGGCCCUUGCCUUGUCUUGAGGAGGUAAAACCAGCAGAAAACCUGGCGACGGUAAAGCUUUCUGCGCUGCCUAGUCGACUGCCGUCGCGCUUGUUACAGGUGGAGGAAUUGCGCGACUGUGGGUGCCCGCAGGCUUCCACACUCGAAAAAGGAAGCUCGGCGAAAAGUGAAAGAGAAAGCGCGCGGGGCUUUUCCCCUUCGUUCAGUUUCUGUGUGUGGUCGGUGCAUGUCACAGAGAGGAACCCACAGGGCCCCCCUUCUUUUUAAUGGCAAGCCAGUCUUUUGAGCUUGGCCGAGGACCGCACUGGCUUCUGUGUCGUUGCGUCUAAGUUCGGCAAGGCCCCGCAUUAGUUCCAGAGCGCAGAAGCGGCGCUUAGGGGGCGCGAUCAGUUUCCUGCCAUGGAUUCACUUUCGGAGAAGUACUACAGAGGGACCGACGACGGGAAAGCUUGGACUGCGAGGCUCCCGCCUCUAUGUGCUCAGUCGCUGCUCCCCGAUUCUGCAGAAUUUGGGACACCUGGGAUGGCGCAGCUCUCAGAGAUGAGGCAUUGGCCCUAACUAAUGUGGCCGCUCUACGGGAGGCGAAUCCGGACACCGUGUGGGCAGCCCCUGCGUAUAUCAAGUGGGAGAAGCAAGCCGCGCUUCAAGAGCUUGACGCUUUCGGCGCUAGCGACGCUGACUUUGACGGAGGAAGUUCUGAAGUUUUGUCUACGUGGGAGCUCUUAUAGCUUCUAACUGGCUCGGCCUCAGUCGCGAAGAUUACCUUGUCGAGAGCUAGGCUUUCGCGUUGGCUUACGGAGAUCAUUUCACUAGUCAAGUGGGGAAGGAGUAGACGGGCGCUGGGGAUCUAAUAUUUACCCAGGGGCGUGCUUUUUUCUCCUUUAUAUAAAUGCGAGGUUGUGCCGCAGAUCUUGACUGGCUUCUUCCCUUUUUAUAGGGUCGCGGUUUAGGUCCAGCGGCGCUCAAAGCACUAAAUAAAACAGCCGGUUCGCUUUUGCCUCUAAACCUUAGGCUUAUCCCAUGAAACAAAAUAUUAGUUCCACUAGUUCCCAGCGCUGACGUGCCUUGUUUUCUUAUUUCAGGUUUGACUUCGUCCGGUAUGCGCGCAUCCCAAACGCGGAGGAUGCUGGUGCAGGGGCCUCCAGUAGCUCUUCUGCCAUCCCAUCAUCGCCAUCAAACAUGGAGCAUGAGGAACGGCAGUAUCUAGAAAUGAUCAAAGAUAUCAUCAAGACAGGCGACUUCCAGUCGGACCGAACCGGAGUGGGAACCUACUUUAUGAAAACCUCAACUGUUGUUGGACCACUAACUUUAUAAUAGUACCUUGCCCUUCCCCCUCCACCUCCAGUGAAUACGAAUGCUAGCAGACCAGUGCCCACUGAACUAGGCAAGUAGCUUUCUUGCCAGACGACAAUCCUCGCACUUUUGAUAACCUAGAUAGAAGUCAGGAUAAACAAGUGUAGAUACAACUCGCGUACUCAAGAAGGAGUGUCCCUUUUCUAUCAAGCCUCUUUCUAAUUCUCCCAAAUUUGGAUGCCAGAUGCGGUUUUCUUUGCGGGAUGGCGUUUUCCCAUUGCUGACGACGAAACGCGUUUUUUGGAGGGGUGUGCUAGAGGAGCUCUUGUGGUUCUUGCGCGGCGACACAAAUGGCAACCAUUUGAGUGAGAAAGGCAUCAAAAUCUGGGACGGAAAUGGCAGCCGAGAAUUCUUGGAUUUAUGACAAAGAAUAAGAAUGUGGAAACAAGUACGCAGAAGAUAAAAGUAGUCAUGUUCGUUUGUCAGAGUAGUAGUUAUACUAGCGUCAGUAUGUUGCUGUAAAUGGACUUGAUAAAUCUAGUAGACCUGAUGUUGAUUUUGAUUCCUUUUCUACUUCCUCCGUAAGUGAUGUAGCCUCUACAACUACAAGUACAGCUGCUUAUGGGCUAGUACCCAGUGAAAACCAUCUUUCUAAUAUCCAAGCGUGGACUAGGCCAUAGAGAAGUUGGCGACUUGGGACCGGUCUACGGAUUUCAGUGGCGGCAUUUUGGAGCAGAAUAUAAGGAUAUGCACACGGAUUACACUGGUUUUUAAGAACUUGUUUGAUCAAGCAACGUGGCAAGUUUCAGCGUCUCCCUACUUUGUUCUCCAGUACUGAGGGAAUAAGCACUUGCUCCGACAUCCACACAUCUCCACCAUCCCAAUGACUGCGGUCUGCGGGUAUGCUACUCCAAAUGUCCAAACAGGUAAAGGCGUCGACCAAGUCGCAGAGUUGAUUCAAACGUUGAAGACCAACCCGUCAGACAGAAGGAUGAUUAUUACAGCUUGGAACCCAGCAGCCCUUCACGAAAUGGCCUUGCCACCAUGCCACAUGUUCGCACAGUUUUACGUCGCGAAAGGGGAAUUGAGCUGCUUAUUGUAAGAAAGACUUUGACAACUUUGUUGUUUUUCGCCGAUUUAUCCAUUAGAGACGCAUUCCAUUGAGGAACUCACUUUUACCCGAAUCCAAAACUACGUAGGCUUCUGCUCUUUUGUUUUCUAUCCAUUGAUGUGUAAUUCACCUGCAUAAAAAUAACGUCCACAAAAAUUUUCUAGAUACCAACGCUCCUGCGACAUGGGUCUUGGUGUACCUUUCAAUAUUGCGAGUUAUGCAGCACUGACCUACAUGAUCGCGCAAUGCACGGGUCUGAAGCCGGGUGAAUUCGUGCACUCGAUGGGAAAUACUAUGGCUUAAAUUUUCAAUAGCCUCAUGACAUUAAAUCUAUAUCUUGUGAGCCACUACUAGCAAAAGUACCGUAAAAAAUUAUAAUGUGGUACUCAACUACUAGAACUAGUUGUAGUUGUCAUGGUUAUGGUAGUUUUGCAGAGGCUUCAUACAAAAAUCAGUAACGCCUAACCCUACCUGCCUCUAAUCUCUCCCACGUUUAUAGCAACCAUGUAGAACCCCUGAUGCAACAGCAGGUGGAUCGAUUGCCACGACCCUUUCCAUUGCUGAAACUGAAUCCGGAAAAAACAGACAUCGACUCUUUCGUCUUCGACGACUUCACUCUCGUAGGGUACAACCCACAUCCGAAGGUCGCUAUGGAGAUGGCUGUGUGAAGGGGGAUGUGGGGUUUACAGUGAAUGUUGAAGGAGUUUCCAAUGAUGAGUUCUUAGUGUGCAGUUACUUUUACAGAUUUUUUUGGGCUACUACAGGUACGCUUUUUCCUACUUGCGUGCUGAAAAAGUCAAUACUCUUCAUGUGUGUAAAGAAGUCUCUCCGUUUGGGGAUCGCGUGGAACAUGAUGCUUUUUUCGCUUUGUGCUCCGCUAGUAGAUGCCUUUCUCAAAGAACGUCAGUCCUUUCCUCUUUCAGAUUAUACUGAACAAAAGCCCAACAUGGAGUACGAGUGUUUCUGCCUAGAAACCGACUCAUCAACUUGAACUUGAACAGUAU